This is a messenger RNA of Fraxinus pennsylvanica, 918 nucleotides long. The record is from the annotation of a GenBank genome assembly. Lineage: Eukaryota; Viridiplantae; Streptophyta; Magnoliopsida; Lamiales; Oleaceae.
AUGGCAACGCAUUUAGUCAGAGAAUGGACUUCAUUUCAGCAAUUUCCUGCAGCCACCCAGGAGAAAUUGGUUAACUUGUUGGGGAAACUAAAGAACCAGGAUGUGAAUACAUUGACUAUCCUUGUAAUGGGGAAAGGUGGGGUGGGAAAAUCUUCCACUCUUAACUCAAUUAUAGGGGAUCGAGUAGUUGCUGUUAGUGCUUUCCAGUCAGAAACUCCAAGACCUGUGAUGGUGUCACGCACUCGAUCAGGAUUUACGCUAAACAUUAUUGAUACCCCAGGGCUCAUUGAAGGAGGAUAUGUCAGUGACCAGAAUCUCGAGACCAUAAAAGGCUUCCUGGGAAGGUUCCUUUUGAACAAGACAAUAGACGUUUUGCUUUAUGUGGACCGCUUGGAUGCAUAUAGAGUGGAUAAUCUGGACAAGCAAGUUGUGAAAGCUAUAACCGAGAGUUUUGGCAAAGAAAUCUGGCGUAAAGGUUUGAUUGUCCUUACACAUGCUCAGCUAUCUCCUCCGGAUGGAUUGAAUUAUGAGGAAUUCUUUUCCAAAAGAUCCGAGUCUCUUUUGAAAUGUAUCCGUCAGGGAGCUCGGAUAAGUAAAAAGGAUAUUCAGGAUUUUCCUAUUCCCGUUGCUUUGGUUGAGAACAGUGGGAGAUGCAACAAGAAUGAAAAUGACGAGAAGAUCCUCACAACUGGGCUUCCUUGGAUUCCUAACUUGGUUAAUACAAUUACAGACAUUGCCUUAAAUGGGAGAAAGAGUAUUGUUGUUGACAAGAAGUUGAUCGAAGGGCCAAAUGCUAAUGAUAGGGGGAAGUUGUUUAUCCCUCUCAUCUUAUUAUUCGAGUACCUCUUUGUUAUCAAACCGAUUCAAAAGUGGAUCAAAGAUGAUAUUGCAAGAGAGACUAGACCUUCAUGGGAAUGA